This is a messenger RNA of Penicillium daleae, 558 nucleotides long. RefSeq lists its product as uncharacterized. The record is from RefSeq and is a predicted model, not a curated record. Bases 1 to 558 code for a protein of 185 amino acids. The transcript has a single exon. Lineage: Eukaryota; Fungi; Ascomycota; Eurotiomycetes; Eurotiales; Aspergillaceae.
AUGGUCAGAUACGCGCAUCUAUUUAUUCUUGUAGCUGCCGCAGCAGUCGCUAUCGCUUUUCCCCUCUCCGAUGCGCUCACUGCAAGAGCACAAACCUCGUCCUCUAUCGACCAACUCCUGAACCUCGUUCCAUGGUAUCGUGCCUAUAACCCAUCCAUUCAAGACCAUUUCUACACUCCCGAUCUCAAUGAAUGGAAUAACGCCAUCCACAACCUCGGGUACCAAGCUGAAGGCAUAGCAUGUCGUAUCCACUCUACUCAGGAGUAUGAUACGGUUCCAUUUUACAGGACGUACAACCCGACCGUUUACGAUCAUUUCUACACCACCUCGAAGCCAGAGCGGGACAAUGCUAUUGAGAAUCUGGGAUAUCACGACGAAGGUAUCACAGGCUACAUCUAUCCAGAGCCUUUCCCUUUUGCGGUCCCACUCUACCGCCUGUAUAGCCAGUCAGGCACAGAUCACUUCUACACUAUAUCCGCGGCAGAGAGAGAUAACGCUGCUGCAAACUUGGGGUACAAUGAAGAGGGUAUUGCAGGUUACGUGUUGCCUCCACAGUAG